Molecule: messenger RNA, 2491 nt
Organism: Perognathus longimembris pacificus (Pacific pocket mouse)
Lineage: Eukaryota; Metazoa; Chordata; Mammalia; Rodentia; Heteromyidae
Gene: Lrrc14b
Product: leucine rich repeat containing 14B
Exons: 2
Coding region: 486-2018 (510 amino acids)
Cellular component (GO): cytoplasm
Source: RefSeq, a predicted model, not a curated record
UUUUCUUAAAUUCAGGACAUGAUUGUACCCAUUCCUGGCCCACCAUCCCUGAUUUCCAAGUAUAAGUGAAAAGAAGGGCUCCUUCCACCAAAGGCUGAGUCCUUACUUUGCAGCUUUGACUUGGAGGGGGUCAGGAGUGGACAGCAGAUCUGCUUGGAUGGUAUUUAGGCCUCAAGCCACCCUUGCCAAAAAAAAUCCUGAACGCAGUCUCUGAACAGCCUCACACUGAACACCAUGAACUAAGCAGCUCUGCCUUCACUAGCUGGGUGCCAAGAAGUGGACAGAUGCUUCUACCAUCACAGCCAAACAAGUGUCCAAGGCCCAAAAUAGCAGUCAGUCAGAUGAUCAAAAGGGCCAGCUCAUUACUUUCUGUUUUCCAAAGCCCAGCUGCUCUCAGCAAGAGCAGCUAGGAGUAGGUUUGAACGGCACACACUUUGGAGAGGAUCAGCAAGGACAGUCCAAUUCUGACUCCUGUUCAGAGUACAAUGAGAUCUCUUCGCUUCAUUUCUGCUGAAGUCCUGGUGUCCCACCCCAACGUGGCUGUGGAGAGCCUGGAUAGUGUAGCCUACAAUCUUUACCCACUCCUGUUCAAGGCCAGCUACCUGAGGGAACAAGCUGAAGUAACCCGUGCUGUGCUGAGCUGCUGGCCCCUGGAGGAAUUCCAGCUAAAUGUAUUACUGGGGCCAAGCACUGACCACCCAGAAGACCUGCGUGACCGGGCCUGCAAGACAUGCCUGGAAGCCUGUGUGCAGGGCCUGGCUGACCAUGUCUUGCAGGGCAGGAGCCACCGGCUGCAGAAAGCUGACUUUACGGGUAUCCGGGAUGUGCAGGUGCAGCAAUGCCCUUGUGGGAGGGCUCUGGGAAGGUGGGGCCGUACAGAGCUCUUGGCUAGGAUAUGCUGCCAACUGCAGGCAGAGCCCCGUACAGUCAGGCGACCCAUUGAAGUCCUCAUUGACCUCUUUGUCACUGAGGGCAACUUUGAGAUGGUGGUGCAGGCCCUGAAGCCCAUAGAUCUGGCUCCUCUGCAGAUGCAUUGCCCCUCAUUCCGGGCAGACAGCCUGAGCCCUGGACAGCUCCUGCAGGUGUUAGACCUAGCCAGGCCAGGUGAACUGCGCAAGCUGGAGGUGGUACACAACGUGCGGCUACAUGCUGGCCACGUGCAGCAGUUGUUAGCCCAGGUGGGCUUCCCUCAUCUGACCUCACUUACCCUCCCCACCAAGGCCUUUGACAUACCCUUCACUGCUGUCCCAACUUCUGAGGGUGAAGACUGCCUCCUUGCCUCCAUCGCCAGGGAGCUCAGUCGCAUGACCCAGCUGGUCGAGCUGAGUGUGGCCUUCUCCACACUGACAGGGAAGAUCCAGACUCUGCUUGGCCCUCUCAAGACACCACUGAGAAUGCUGGACCUGACCAACUGUGCUCUGAACCAUGAAGACAUGGCCUUCUUGGCAGAUUGUAACCAUGCUGCCCACCUGGAGGUGUUGGACCUUAGUGGACACAAUCUGCUUCAUUUAUAUCCCUCAACCUUCCUUAAGCUUCUGCGCCAGGCUGCCCAGACCCUGAGAGUGCUGACCCUGGAGGAGUGUGGCAUCACAGAUAGCCACGUGGGCAUGAUGAUCCUGGGCCUGAGCUCCUGCCACCAGCUACAGGAGUUCAAGUUCCUUGGUAACCCGCUGUCAGCCUGUGCCCUCAAGCGCCUUUUCUCUGCACUCUGUGAGCUCCCUGAGCUGCGCUAUAUUGAGUUCCCAGUGCCUAAGGAAUGCUACCCAGAGGGUGUUGCUUAUCCCCAGGAUGAGCUGGCCAUGUCCAAAUUCGAUCAGCAGAAAUACGCUGUGAUUGCAGAAGAGCUGCAUACCGUGCUGCUGCAGGCCAAUCGGGAAGAUAUCCAUACCUCCACACCACUCUUUGGGGGUUUUGACCCAGAAGUUAAUGAGACCAGCCAUGAACUUGGCGCUUUCUUGCUGCAAGCUUUCAAAACUGCUUUAGAAAACUUUUCCAGAGCACUAAAACAAGUAGAGUAGGCCUUUGAAUUGUGCCAAGGACAGGUCUUGUAUUUCAAGUAGCCCAGCUGUCCAGAGGCCAAGUCCUGUGUCAAAGCUUAAGACUGAGAUCUCUGCAUCAGUAGCUUCGACUGGGAAAAGUAUUCGUUAGUGAAAGUUGUUGGCGUACCUAUCAGACCUGUACCUGCCUUAUAAAUGUGACAUGAGGUGCCAUAGAGUUCAAUUCUACAACUAGGUGAAUCUGUUAAGGGAGAGGUCCCGGCAUUAGGGCAGAGUGGAGAAGUGUUCAAUUGGACCUCAGUUAAUAUCUACUAGGGCAGCAUGUGCUGGGAGCAGGGUCCAUCUGAGGCCUGGAACUUGAAAAAGCAGUACAUUAUCACCGGAGGGAGUACCUAUUGAAACUUCACCUCUGCCAAGGUCUGCUUCGCAAAAGCUUGAGUUUUAAGCAUAAAUAAUAAAACAAUGGUUUACUCAGAAUGUAACAUUUGUUCACU